Colletotrichum fioriniae is the source of this 525-nucleotide messenger RNA. NCBI's taxonomy places the organism in Eukaryota, Fungi, Ascomycota, Sordariomycetes, Glomerellales, Glomerellaceae. The record is from RefSeq and is a predicted model, not a curated record.
AUGACGCCAUUCGCUGGAUUCUGUGCGUUCUCAUCUUGCUAUGUCAAUCUCUAUGGAUUCAUGUUCCCGAGGAUUGGUGCUGGUUAUGCCACCAAGACGGAAGAGUACAUGAACUGGAGUAUAGAAUAUCUUAACAGGUUCCGUGAAGUCUGGGAUCUCGGUGACGGAUGGCUCAAGACCAUCCAGAACGGAUCGUUGAUGUACCAGCGCGCAACAUCUGACGCCCAAAAAUACCGCGGGCGAUCUCGGUUUGACUUCAGUGUCUUGCAUCAGUCUGUUCACGAGUUCCGAGUAGUUGAUAGAUCUGCCCAACAUCUAGAGGAAAUCAACAACGCUGAGCGGGGUGCCGUCAGCUCGAGUGAGGGCAACAACGUAUCAGGCGAUAAGUCGAAUCAGAAUAUCGGCGGGUUAAACCCACAAGCCUUGAUAGACGCCGUUGGCAGCAUGGAUGAUCAAGGUCUUUGGCCAAAUUGGUGGUCAAUGCUGGAAGAUGUCGAUGCUUCAGAGAUCUUCACGAUGGGCUAG